ACCUCCUCCAUCUCAGACUCAAAGCCAGAUACUCACCCACCAACGCCCAAGUAAACCACAGCCGCAAGGAAUACUACCGUACCUCGCCCCCGAGUCCAUCCUUUCACAGUCGUCCGACAAGCGCGACCAGUCAGAUUCAUGACCACAGACAUCCAAAACCUCAAAUCAUUUGAUCCGUUCGCGGAGGCAGAUGACGACACUGGUGAGGCCAAGACUCAGGCUCAGAACUACAUUCACAUCCGUAUCCAGCAACGCAAUGGACGCAAGACCUUGACCACGGUCCAGGGCCUCCCGAAGAAGUUCGAUCAAAAGAAGAUUCUGAAGGUCAUCAAGAAGAAAUUUGCCUGCAAUGGCACCGUCGUCACCGACACCGAGAUGGGAGAGGUGAUUCAGCUCCAGGGAGAUCAGCGUAAAGAUGUACAAGAUUUCCUCACCGAGAAGAAGGAGGGCUUGGGGCUAGACUCCAAGACCAUCAAGGUCCACGGUUUCUAAACCGUCUACCCCAGCUGCGCGCGAAACUGCGUUGCCCUCCAGCAGCAGGGUCAGGUCCGAGCGACCGGUCCGCCUUCUCGAUAUCCAGCACUCGAAGCUCGGGCCCCGACAUAUGGGAGAUACCAACGCGGUGGAGCCGUGCAGCCAGCAGCUGUAGUAGUGGAAG
Molecule: messenger RNA, 658 nt
Organism: Aaosphaeria arxii CBS 175.79
Lineage: Eukaryota; Fungi; Ascomycota; Dothideomycetes; Pleosporales
Product: protein translation factor SUI1
Exons: 4
Coding region: 139-492 (117 amino acids)
Biological process (GO): translational initiation
Cellular component (GO): eukaryotic 43S preinitiation complex
Molecular function (GO): RNA binding; translation initiation factor activity; ribosomal small subunit binding
Source: RefSeq, a predicted model, not a curated record